Molecule: messenger RNA, 804 nt
Organism: Cetraspora pellucida
Lineage: Eukaryota; Fungi; Glomeromycota; Glomeromycetes; Diversisporales; Gigasporaceae
Source: the annotation of a GenBank genome assembly
AUGAGAAAGAUUCAUGGUAUAAUUACCAAAGUUAUUUAUGGUCCUGGUACACAGUCCAACAUGGGCCAUCAAAUCUUACUAAUUAAACAGAUUGCUUUGUGCAGCGACAUUACAUCACCAACCUGUCUGGCAUGCGGCUUAUCAGGUGAGUUUUCGCAUGAUAUAGAAACUAUAAAAAUGACUCAAAAGCAUCGUACACAACAAGAAUUCAUAGUAUAUAUAUUAAAGGAACAUAUCAAAUUCCUUGAUCGACUUAAAAAAAGGGCACCAAAAAAUUCACCUCAUAUAUAUUAUGAAAAUCUCGAUGACGAAUCGCAAAGAACGGAAAGGUACCUUAAACUAGCAAACGCAAAUCACGAAGAUUACAAAAAACUGAAGGAGGAAUUUGAUAAAGGACAGAAAAAAUUUAUUUUAGAGAUAAAAAGGCUUGAGAGAAAGAUAAUGAGAUCAGAUAAAAUAAUUGACAGUAAAGACAUGAUAAUUAAAGAGUUAAAGGGGGAAAUUAUGAAAUCGAAUAGAGAAAUUAAUGGGAAAGACUCAGUAAUCAAAGAGUUAAAGAGCAAGAAUACAAUGCUGACAGACGAGGUCGAUGAGAAAAAUACAAAGAUCGAAGAGUUGAAAGAAGAAAACAUGAUCCUUAUAAAUCAAGUGGAAGAUAUGGAUUUGAGAAUAGAGGAGCUUGAGAUUGAUAAUCUAAAUUUAUCAAAUGAGCUGGCAAAAAAAAACAAAAAGUUAGAAGAGAAAGACGAAAAUAAUCUUAUGUCGAUAGACUAUAACUUGGAUUUUGAGUCCGAGAAUACUUAG